AUGCCGCCAAGCGCACAGCCAACCGAGAACGGCGAAGCCCUGGUGGAUGUUGGCAUUGUGCUGAACCCGAACCCAACGAUUACCGAGCCAUGGACAGUGGAAAAAGUGGUUGAGACCAUUCCUACGGGCAAGCCUGUCGAGGGAACAAGCUCGCCGGUUGAGUACUUCCACCUCCUCGAGCGCCUCAAGACCACCAAGCGGGAGGGAUGGCGGAGAUUCGGGAUUGACCGGGGCGAGUCCAUUUCCGACCACAUGUACCGGAUGUCGAUGAUGAGCAUGCUGGCGCCCCCGGCCCUUGCUGCCAAGCUCGACCUGGCCAAGUGCAUGAAGAUGUGCCUGAUCCACGACAUGGCCGAGUCGAUCGUCGGCGACAUCACCCCCGUCGACAACGUGGCGAAGCCCGAGAAGAGCCGGCGCGAGGCGACGACCAUGGAUUACAUCACGCAGGGGCUGCUCGGCAAGGUGGACGGCGGGAACGUCGGGUCCGAGAUUCGGGCCAUCUGGCAGGAAUACGAGGAUUCCAAGACGCUUGACAGCCUCUACGUCCACGACAUCGACAAGAUGGAGCUCCUCCUGCAGAUGAUCGAGUAUGAGAAGCGCGGCAAGGGGAGGCUGGAUCUGGGCGAGUUUACCUAUGUCAAGACAAAGAUCGUGCUCGAGGAGGUUAAGGCUUGGGCGGAGGAGAUCAUGAAAGAGCGCGACGACUUCUGGGCGGGGCAGGCUCAUGUUGAUGGCGGAAGCGGGGUCGGUGGUGGUCUUGCAGCCGCGCACAAGGCGAAGCAGGAUGCAUACUACAGCAAGGAGUAG
Chaetomium globosum CBS 148.51 is the source of this 807-nucleotide messenger RNA. RefSeq lists its product as uncharacterized. The record is from RefSeq and is a predicted model, not a curated record. NCBI's taxonomy places the organism in Eukaryota, Fungi, Ascomycota, Sordariomycetes, Sordariales, Chaetomiaceae. The transcript is spliced from 2 exons. Gene Ontology annotation, molecular function: 5'-deoxynucleotidase activity. Bases 1 to 807 code for a protein of 268 amino acids. Gene Ontology annotation, cellular component: cytoplasm.